Molecule: messenger RNA, 2482 nt
Organism: Theobroma umbraticum
Lineage: Eukaryota; Viridiplantae; Streptophyta; Magnoliopsida; Malvales; Malvaceae
Gene: HAP2
Product: hapless 2
Source: RefSeq, a predicted model, not a curated record
GGGAAAAAAAAAGAUUAGUCCUGAAAAUGGGACGAUCAAAGCGAUUUCUCUUCUGCAUUUUCAGUCUUCUCUGCCUCCAAUACGAAGUCGUUUCAGUCCAGAUCCUCUCGAAGUCGAAGCUAGAAAAAUGCGAGAAGAGUACGGACUCCAACGACAAACUGAAUUGCACCACCAAGAUCGUCAUCAACAUGGCCGUUCCCAGCGGUUCAAGUGGCGGUGAGGCGUCGAUGGUGGCGGAAAUAGUGGAGGUGGAGGAGAAUUCGACGAACAAGAUGCAGACGUUACGGAUUCCGCCGGUGAUAACGAUCAACAAAUCCGCUGCCUACGCGCUUUACGAGUUAACGUAUAUUCGAGACGUUCCUUUUAAACCUCAAGAAUUCUAUGUUAAGACACGCAAGUGCGAGCCAGAUGCUGGUGCUAAUGUUGUUAAGAUAUGUGAGAGGCUGCGCGAUGAGGAUGGUCACAUCAUUGAGCACACUCAGCCUAUCUGCUGUGCUUGUGGGUCUCAAAGGCGUGUACCAUCAUCUUGUGGAAACAUCUUUGACAAACUGAUGAAAGGAAAAGCCAAUACAGCACACUGUCUCCGUUUUCCCGGUGAUUGGUUCCAUGUUUUUGGUAUUGGACAGCGGUCAAUUGGAUUCAGUGUUAGAAUUGAGAUGAAGACAGGAUCUAAAGUUUCGGAAGUUGUUGUAGGUCCUGAAAACAGAUCAGCAACAUCCAAUGACAAUUUUCUAAGGGUUAAUCUCAUUGGAGAUUUUGUUGGAUAUUCAAAUAUUCCUACAUUUGAGGACUUCUACCUUGUCAUUCCAAGGCAGGGUGGUCCAGGUCAGCCAAAUGAUUUGGGAAGGAAUUUUUCUAUGUGGCUGCUGCUUGAGAGAGUGAGAUUUACCUUAGAUGGUGUCGAAUGCAACAAAAUUGGUGUCAAUUAUGAGGCUUUCAAUGGUCAGCCUAACUUCUGCUCAUCACCAUUUUGGAGUUGCUUGCAUAAUCAGUUGUGGAAUUUCUGGGAAGCUGACCAAAACCGAAUUAACAGAAGGCAACUUCCAUUAUAUGGUGUGCAGGGGAGAUUUGAAAGGAUAAAUGAGCAUCCAAAUGCAGGGUCUCAUUCAUUCUCUAUUGGAGUGACGGAAGUUAUUAACACAAACCUCCUUAUAGAACUAAGGGCUGAUGACAUUGAUUAUGUUUUUCAAAGAAGUCCUGGAAAAAUCAUCAGUGUCACAGUUCCGACAUUUGAAGCCCUCACUCAGGUUGGAGUUGCCACAAUUACUGCUAGGAAUACUGGUGAAGUAGAAGCAUCAUAUAGCUUAACGUUUGACUGCUCAAAAGGUGUCGCCCUUAUGGAGGAACAAUUCUUCAUUUUGAAGCCAAAAGAAAUUUCUGCUCGAUCUUUUAAACUUUGUCCAGCAACUGAUCAAGCAGCAAAAUAUGUUUGCACUGCUAUACUGAAGGACUCUGAAUUUAAUGAAGUUGACAGAGCAGAGUGCCAGUUUAGCACUACAGCUACUGUUCUUGACAAUGGAUCACAGAUUACUCCUUUUCAACCACCAAAGACUGGCAUAAAUGGUUUCUUUGAGUCUAUUGAAAGAAUUUGGAAAAAUAUUUGGGAAAUUUUGGUUGACUUCAUCACUGGCGAAACUUGCAGAAGAAAAUGCUCUGCUUUUUUUGACUUCAGCUGUCACAUACAGUAUAUCUGUAUGAGUUGGAUAGUGUUGUUUGGUUUACUUUUGGCUAUAUUUCCGACUGUUCUUGUGUUGCUAUGGCUUUUACAUCAGAAAGGAAUCUUUGAUCCUCUUUAUGACUGGUGGGAAGAUCAUUUUGGGUUUGACGAUCAGAGAAUCAGAGAUUAUCACAGGCACAGUAUUGGCAUUGGCCACUCCCAUGUUCAUGCUAAAAAACAUAAUAAAGCUAGGCGACACAAGCAUGAUUCUCUAUAUAAACGAAGCAGCAUUCACCAGGAGCACAGGCACAACCAUUCAGAAAGGGAUACUGAUUAUUAUUAUUAUCUGCAUCGUGUUCACAAGGACAAGCACAAACAUAGACGUGUCAAAAGUUCUAGCAUCAAACAGAAAGUCCACUUGGACAGGAGGAAAAAUGAUGAUGUUGGGCACCACAAGCACAGAAGGGCAAUAGAGACUAUAGAAAGACCAUUGAAAUUGAAAUAAUGGACAGCGAGACAAAAGUUUUGAGUUCAGAUAUGGGCUGUUGGAGAAGUUGUAUGGCCAAAAAUUUUCCUUCAUCCUUUUUCAUUUGAGGAAAUGGUGCCACCUGAAAACUCCAAUUACAAGAAUAAAGCUAGUAUUUUAAAAAAAAGGGAAAAAAAACAGUAAAAGCCUGAAAACAUUUACAAUAUUACAUGUAAGACCCAUAUGUCAUGUUCUGUUUUAAAUUUUUUUUUUUCAUUUUUCUCAAGUAUAUGAUGAGAUUAGAAAACUUUGUAUAUGAGCAUUCGUAAAACUAUGAUUUAGUCUUGGUUGGAGACAUA